Triticum aestivum (bread wheat) is the source of this 1580-nucleotide messenger RNA. RefSeq names its product S-locus-specific glycoprotein S13-like. Lineage: Eukaryota; Viridiplantae; Streptophyta; Magnoliopsida; Poales; Poaceae. Gene Ontology annotation, biological process: recognition of pollen. The record is from RefSeq and is a predicted model, not a curated record. The coding region runs from base 33 to 1508 and encodes 491 amino acids. The transcript is spliced from 2 exons.
CCACAUUUCGCUCAGCCAGUAACGCAACAAGUAUGACAUCUCUGCCAGCCAUCUUCAUCCUCCUGCUCCUGGUUUGUUCCUGCAACUCCGAUGACCACCUAACACCCACACAGCCACUCUCACCCGACGACGAGCUCAUCUCAAGCAACGGCGUCUUCGCCCUCGGCUUCUUCUCCCUGCAAAGCUCCAUCGCCAACACAUAUUUAGGCAUAUGGUACCACAACAUCUCAGAGCGAACAUAUGUGUGGGUGGCCAAUCGCGACAACCCGAUCACGAGCAGUUUGUCUGGGAAGCUGGUUGUGACCAACACCUCUGACCUCGUCUUGUCAGAUUCCAACGGCCGUAUCCUCUGGACGACCAGGACGAAGACGGACAACAUCACCACCGAGUCAGGUGACAUACCCACGGCGGUGCUGCUCGACACCGGCAACUUCGUCCUCCUGUCGCCGAAGGGAACGGAUAUAUGGCGGAGCUACGAUGACCCGACCGACACCGUCCUCCCGGGCUUCAAGCUGUGGACGAACUACAAGACCCACGUAGCAGUGCGCAUCGUGGCCUGGAAGAGCUCCCAUGACCCGUCGACCGGGGAAUUCGUCCUCAGCGGCGACCCCAGCACGGGCCUCCAGAUCCUCACCUGGCGUGGGAAGAGCCUCUACUGGCGCAGCGGGGUGUGGAACGGCGCCACGGCCUCCGGCCUCACCAAUUCCUUCUGGUCCCAGGUCAUCGACGACGGAGAGGUGAUCUACUCCACGUACAACACGGCCGACGGCUCGCCGAUCAGAUCGCACUGGAAGCUGGAUUACACGGGCGACGUGGUGUUCAGGGUCUGGAUCGAUGGGUCGUCGUCGUGGAAGCCCCUGUUCAAGCGCCCGGGCAACGGGUGCCUCCACUACGGCUCGUGCGGGCCGUUCGGCUACUGCGACAUCACGGGUGCCGUCUGGGAGUGCAGAUGCCUCGACGGGUUCGAGCCGGCCCACGGCUUCAGCGUCAACUCCUCCAAAGGGUGCGUGAGGAAGGAGGCGCUGAGAUGUGGCGGCGACGACCACUUCCUGACCUUGCCGGGGAUGAAGGUGCCCGACAAGUUCGUGUACCUGAGGAACAGGAGCUUCGAGGAGUGCGCCGCCGAGUGCGGCCGCAACUGCUCGUGCACGGCAUACGCCUACGCCAACUUGAGCAGUAUCCUCGCGACGGGUAACCAGUCGAGGUGCUUGGUCUGGAAAGGGGAGCUUGUCGACUCGGAGAAGGCCGGCGACGAUAUUAGUGGUGACAACUUAUACGUCCGGCUCGCCGGCUCUGCUGGAGACAAUUCCGAAGAAAACAACAAGAACAAUAGCUUCACGGGAGACAAUUCCGCAGAAAACAACAAGAACAAUAGAGGUGUCCCUGUGGUAUUGAAGAUUGUACUCCCGGUUAUAUCAUGCCUCACUGGUGGAAAAAAGGCCUUUGGUCGCGGUUCGCAACUGCCAUUAGUCGCGGUUGCGCAACCGCGACCAAAUAAGCGCGACUAAAGCCCCCCACCUUUAGUCGCGGCUGCUUAAGAACCGCGACUAACGGCCCGUCCACGUGGGCGCCAGGCGGCC